Molecule: messenger RNA, 967 nt
Organism: Phytophthora infestans T30-4
Lineage: Eukaryota; Oomycota; Peronosporomycetes; Peronosporales; Peronosporaceae
Product: phosphatidic acid phosphatase
Exons: 2
Coding region: 29-895 (288 amino acids)
Molecular function (GO): sphingosine-1-phosphate phosphatase activity
Source: RefSeq, a predicted model, not a curated record
GCAUAUUGUCAAGGCUUCUUCGUGCAGUAUGCCGCCGUCUUCUACAAUCGCUCGUUGGCUUCUUCUUAUCAGCGCAGCUUCCCUGUCCGCCUGUGUCGCAUCCAGCAACGACAGCGACGACGACAGCGUGGACUAUGUGCGCUGCACGUCGUUCGAGCAGUGCUGUGAGAUGUGGGGCGAGGACUCUAAGCGUUGCGAACGCGGGCCGUGCACUGGCACUUGGAUCAUGCGCAAAUUCUUCUCGCUCAGUAUGCCACUCGACAGUAUCACAAUCUGGGAUGCACUGGUGCGCUCGCGCCGAUACACGCGCGUGUUUGCUAUCCUGCUGCCGAUUAUCCUUACGGUACUCAACACUGUCAUACUGGUGAAGAUACUGGGUGACUGCGACGAAAGUCCACGUCCUGCAGGCUCAUGUCUCGUAAGCAAUGGACUGCCAUCGGGCCACGCCACGAACGCUAUCGGACUGUGGACUUGGGUUGUCCUCGAGACGAUUGUGGGCGUUGGAGAGCAGCUACGCCACUGGUCGGCCAGGCAAAAAGCGGUCGCGGUGCUUUUCGCCACUCUUGUGUUGACCCCCGUGCCCUACAGUCGCUACUACCUUGGUGACCACACGGCACUGCAGGUCGCCGUCGGAUCAGCUGAUGGACUCGUGCUGGGAGUCGCUUACUUCUUUUUCAUCCGAUGGCAAGGAAUGCAUCGUGCCAUCGACACCCUCGCCCGUGUCGUGGGCCGCUACAUUAAGUUCGAGAUUACGGACGACUUCUACCUGGCCCCCAACCAGCCGACGGGGGAUGGCGGCACUAUUGCGGACGACAGCAGUGAGAGUGAAAAUGUUGGAGCCAACCCGGCCCACGCCGUGGAAAAAGAGAUCCAGACGCCAUACGUGCAGGCGUAGUGACCCGGUAGAAUAACAACACGACAAGUUUCAAAUUUCAACUCCAGCCUAUUUAGGGACCUUGUCUGUGCU